CUUAUGGAAAGUUCUUUUUUAAUGAAAUUAAAGCCAUAACAAUGAAAGUCCAAGUAAUGUUUCCUAUUAGUUAUAAAUGUGGUGUUUCUUAAGCAAGAAUAUAAUAGCUUGGUAAUGUUAAGUAAUUUACAUUACCACUAGAGGGGGCAAUUAUCAUUAGAGAGGGGAAGGGAGGGAGAAAGACAUCAAUGUGUGGUUGCCUCUCAUGUACCCUUUACUGGGGACUUGGCCCAUAACCCAGACAAGGGCCCAGAUUGGAAAUUGAACCUGUGAUCACGCCUUUGGUUCACAGGCUGGCCUCAAUCCAGUGAGGCACACCAGCCAGGGCUGGUCAUCUUUAAUCAUGAAAGAGAAACCACUGACAUUGUUUUUCUAUCAUGCUAAGUUAGAAAGGAGGAAAAACAAGGAAAGGUGAAAGUUUGAUCACAUGGAUGGCAUCCUUAAGAAAGUUACACCACAUUCAGGUUUCCACUUAAGAAAUGGGAAUAGAAGUUAAACUUUAUGAGUUCACUCACUUAGGGAAUGUGCUUUGUAGUUUCAGUGCUUUGUAGCACUUAAGUGAAUGUGGUUUGUAGCAUAUUUAGAGUGCCAAAUGGUACUUUAAGCCAACUGUAGUAUGCUGACACUUUGAGGGGAGAUAUAUACACAUAGAUUUAAACAUGUGCAUAUAGUAAGAGCAGACACACGCCUCCAUCAUUUUCCUUGUUACUAGAGGAAAAGGAAAAAGACAACUACCUUCUAAUGGUGAAUAGGCAGCAAAUAUGAGAACCUAGAGGAAAAUAGAUAAAUAAUAUAUAAAUCUUUCCUGUUCCUCAGCAGAAACUAUUCUUUACAAGACUAUGCCAAUGGCCAUAUCACUGCUGAUAUGCAAAGGGUAUCUUUGCACCCUUUUCAAGAAGGUAUCUGAGAGCCCUGGCUGGUGUGGUUCAGUGGAUUGAGCAUCAGCCUGUGAACCAAUGGGUCACUGGUUUGAUUUCUAGCCAGGACACAUGCCUGAGUUGCAGGCCAGGUCCCUGAUUGGGGGGUGUGAGGCAACCAGUCAAUGUCCCUCACACAUUAACGUUUCUCUCCCUCCCUCCCCAUCUCUCUAAAAAUAAAAUCUUAAAAGAUCCAUCCAAGAUAUCUGGGAUGAUGAUCUGCUUGCUUGUGUAAUUAUUAUUCAAAUUAAUUAAUUAGACUAUCUGCUUUGGAAAUAAAGAGGGAGUAGUAAUAAUUACAAAGGUUUACUCUUUUGUUUUAAAGGUACUCUCAUAUAUAUUACCUUUUCUGAUGUUCACAAUAACCAGAGAUAGGACAUAUCCAAGGAUACCACCAUUUCACAGGAAAAGACCACCAAUAUUCUGUUUUAGUUGUGGAGCGUCUUGAUCAGUCUGGUGUGAAGAAUACCAGGGGCCUGGAGGAGCACCCAGCAAGCCGGAAGAAGAUGUUAAAAACUUUAAACAACCAUCAGAGUAAUAACAAUAAUGGAUCUCUGUCAGAAAAAUGAAACUGAGAUAGAAAAUAGAGAAAAUAAUGAAAUUCAAAGCACAGAAGAAGCUGAAUUAACCUAUACUUGUCCAGAUGGAAGAAGGGAAAGGAAUCAUGUUUGUUGUCUUCUCAAUAUCAGUGCCAUUACACUUGAACAAGAUGAAAAAGCCCGCAAGUUUGUUAUUGGAACUGGAUGGGAAGAAGCAGUUCAAGGCUGGGGAAGGGUUUCUCCAACUGCCUGUAUCUGGCCCAGGAAGAAGCUUAAAAAGCCGAAGGUGGGAGAAAGUGCCAGCAGCUGCUUACUCUGUGUCAGUCUCUCCCAAGGGAUCCCUGAGACCAAGCCUCAGUCAGAGGCCGGGAAGUUGGAGUGUGGGACUCCGUCUGAGGCAGACCCAGAGAGGGAUCAAGGCAGCCCCUCCCAGACUCAGAGCCAGGAGCUCAAAGACCCCACCACUGCCUCCAGGGAGAGUGGCAAGAUGUGUUUUCCCUCCUGCAAUCAGGGAGAGAAAAAAAAUCUGCAAAUAAAAGAGUUUAUUUGGUGCAUGGAAAAGUGGGCCACACCAGAGACUAUUAGGGCCAAGGGCCCCAGCGGAGGUGCCGACCAGGGUCAUUCUAUCUCAGACUCAUGGACUUCCAAGGCCCUUUUAAUUCUGCCUCCUCUGAAGGCUUCAGCCCCAACUGGCUUGGGUGUUCUGGGUAAGAAGAGUAAGAACUUUCUCUUGCAACCAGAAGAGAAGGUGCUGCGUGUAGAAAAGGAUGAGUGUGUGGCUUGUGCAUGUGAAUUGAAAACAGUUGGCAGGAAUAAUGGAAAGAGACCCGUUGAGCUGGCCAAGCACCUUAAGGUCAACUGCAGGCAGCCUUUUCCUCCCCCAGUGGUCAGGACAUCCCUAGUGGCCAAUCUGGAGAGGGGCUGCCUGCACUGGUCUAUCCUGCCUGAGAAAAACCUGCUGUGCCCUCCCCAUUGCAACAAUGUUCGCUAUCUCACCACCAUGCAGCUUUUGCAGAGACAGGGAGUGCAAAACUACAAAGCCAGAUUCAAAGCUAGGGAGCCGAGACCUCCCAUGAACACUCAAAAGUGCAUUCCCAAGGAGGCCAAGCAGGAAUACAGGCACCAAACACUGGAGACCAAUGUGUUCCCAACACCUCUCUUACCAUCUCUCACAGUGAGCAGAGUUGUUAUUCCUGUAUCCACUCACAGAUUCCUCUGAAUUGCCACGAUAUAAUUCCCUGGGCAUUCAUCCCAUUCAUCCUCUCUUUCUCUUCUGCCCCUACUCCAUUCUCUUUUCUUCCUUUCCCUCAUCUCCCCUCCCCUCCUCUUCCCUUUUCUCAUUCCUUCCCCCCGCCUUCUUUCCUCCCCAUCUUUGUCCUUUUUUGCAGUAGUAGAACCAGAGGAAAUAAACUCAUUGUAUGGGUUUUGCUUUAUUCUCAAAACACCCAUACUUAUGUGUUACCUGCUUCAGUUGCUCAGUCAUUUACAAAAUGCAAAGUGGUAAUGCCAGUCUCAGUCUCUGCCCACCUUACAGCUCCUCUCCCACUGGAAGCCAAGUGGAUGGUGGGGAGUUUGAAAAAGGGCCUCUCUCAGUGAUGCCCCUGUGCACCCUUGAGCCCACUGGAAAGGGUUCUGCCCUAUCCCAGUGCCUUAAGUGUACUGGGCUUGUCUGGAUGAAGUUAUUUCCUGAUAAAUCAGGCAGAUAUCUGUAUGUUGCUUCAUUUUCUCUUGCAACAAAGAUCUGAGAUGUUGCUUGAGUAGAAAACUCCAGUCUGUGUCUAAAUGGCUAUCCGUGCAUUCCAGAUGACAUAUCCUUAUGUUAUAUCCAUGGGUACACCACAGCCAUUGGUGCUAUGUGUGCAAAGUGACAUAAAUCCAUGGGUUUACCAUACUUAUUGUAUCCUUUGUAUCCAAAGUGACAUGUCCUUGUAUUGUAGCCUCAUGCUAAUCUCUGUGUCUGAGAAGUUUUAGCCACAGUUCCACAAAAUCCAUCUCGGGAAGGAGCUUAAGAAUAGUUAUUUGAAAAAAGAUCACUGUGAUUAUUGUCACCCCACGUACUAUCUUUACCCUUACUUUGCAUCUAAUAUUUGGAACUUGACAGCCCCAGAUAGACACUUAGAAUGUGGUGGUUACUUUCUCCCUUCUCCCCCUUCAUUUUACUCCAAUGCAUGUUUCCUGGAGUUGUAUAUAAAUUAAACCUUGUUUGUAAAUGAGUUAUAUGUUAAAUGGCAAGCGAGCAGAGAAAUGCUCUGAAAAAAAACUUUGCAAUAUGAAUAACUAACUGCUCUGUAAUUACUGUUCGAAUUUGCUUAAGGUAGGUUGUUCUUGAAAUCUGAACUUUCCAUCCCAUAAAUGAUGACUGUUUAUAAACA
This is a messenger RNA of Artibeus jamaicensis (Jamaican fruit-eating bat), 3828 nucleotides long. It is a transcript of the gene CUNH16orf46, whose product is annotated as chromosome unknown C16orf46 homolog. The record is from RefSeq and is a predicted model, not a curated record. The transcript has 4 exons. The coding region runs from base 1464 to 2675 and encodes 403 amino acids. Lineage: Eukaryota; Metazoa; Chordata; Mammalia; Chiroptera; Phyllostomidae.